Molecule: messenger RNA, 1266 nt
Organism: Magallana angulata
Lineage: Eukaryota; Metazoa; Mollusca; Bivalvia; Ostreida; Ostreidae
Product: nudC domain-containing protein 3-like
Exons: 8
Coding region: 46-1158 (370 amino acids)
Biological process (GO): protein folding
Cellular component (GO): cytoplasm
Source: RefSeq, a predicted model, not a curated record
UUGCACUUUCAUUUUCGUCUGGAUGAGGAGCAUGAAAAAGUAAAAAUGUCGAAGAAUCUGGAAGCUUAUGACUCUGCACUGCUCGGUAUCCUUCAACACGAAGGACAAAUUGCUAAAUUUCUCGAUGUAGUUCUUGGAUUUCUUUAUAGAAGGACUGACUUUUACCGGCUUAUGAAAUCAAAAGAUGACAAAUUAGGAUUUCCGCCUGGAGUAGCUGCCAAAAUUUUGCUAAGUGCAUACCAAAAAUAUGAUGAUCUUACAAGAAAAGAUGAUGAGGAAAGAGAGAAAAUUUUGCAGCAGAAACUUCAGCAAGAAUCUCCAGUUCCACCAGCUGCCAAAAUUGUGGAAAUAAGUUCUGAACCAGAGACAGCAUCAACUGCCAGUGCUAAAUCUACUUCACAACAAAAAACUGGCACUGCUAAUUCAGGCCCUAGUGUGGGGACAGAGGUUUCUGACCCCCAGCCCCAGUCAAAUCCAUCCCCAGAAGACAGCAAGCCAGGGACCUCGAAACCAUCCAAAACUGAAGAGGAGGAUCCAGAACUUGUGGCAAAGCAGAAGGUGUUUCAGUCCAACCCUGAGAGUUAUAAUGGCGCAAUACGAGAUAACUACACCUGGUCACAGUCAAUCACCGAUGUGGACAUCCGAAUUAAGAUCCCAAAAUAUAUUGUAAAAGGAAGAGAUGUUAAAGUAGAAAUAGACAAGAAACACAUCAAGGUGUCACACAGAACAGACAGUGGUUCCUGGUUAGAGGUUGUCAAUGAUGAUCUCCCUUGGGAAAUCAACAAGGAGGAAUCCAUGUGGACUUUGGUACCAAAGGAACAUGUCCAUAUCAACUUGGAGAAGAGAGAAGAAAGAUGGUGGGAAUCGGUGUUAACUUCAGAAGAAAAAAUCAGUGUUCGUAAAAUAGACGCAAGUCGGCCAAUGACAGAUCUGGACGAUGAGGCUCAGGCCAAAAUAGCAGAAAUGAUGUACAAUGAACAGCAAAAGAGAAUGGGGAAACCCACCUCACAGGAACAAAAAGUUCAAGACAUUCUCAAAGAUGCUUGGAAUGCAGAAGGAUCCCCUUUCAAAGGUCAAUCAUUUGACCCUUCAAAAAUCAAUAUGGGUCAAGGAGGGGUUGUAACUAUAAAUAACCAAGAAGACCCAGUGGCUAAGUGACCAUCCAAUGAGAGGCAAGGAAUGUAGAAUUAUGUUUCUAUGUCAACAUUCAUCUGUGUUUUCUUUACCUGGUGAGCCAAUGAAGAUUAAGUCAACUUGGGUACACAG